GUUGCCGUGUUUACAUGAAUUAUAAAGGUAAUAUAUAGUAUUGCUUGAUUCCGCAUCAUAUAUUUUUAUUUUUUAUGGCGAUAAAGAAAAGACAAGGUUGUGUUAGAUUACGGUAUUUUGAAAUCUCCGAACACGAGUAAAACGCCGUUAUAUGAAUAAUUACAAAGAAGAUAUAAUUUUCGAAAAAGCAUGAGAAUUGUAAUGAAUAACGUUACAUCAAACAAAGAAGUUUAAACUAUGCUGAGCAUUACCGCAUAAAAACGAGUAACAGAACGAGUGGUAAGGAUCUCGCAUGCGUGAAGAUUAAGCCGGCUUUAACGAACAAGAUGAUUGAAACCGACAAAAAGGGAUACAAUGAACUGCUAAACCAACGAAUGCUCCUGGCGACCAUCUCGAGUGUAACGCUGCAAUUUUUUCUCGUCUGCUGCCUUGUUUUGUUCGCAAAUCUAAGCAUGGAUUAUACGCUCUGGCUUCAAGAAACAUGGACAACCGUAACAUCGUUACGAAUGUGGGUUUAUCUCGCCAUUCUCACCACGGUGACCUGCGUACAGGCAUUUCUGUGCAGAAAAAUUUAUUCGCACACCCCUCCAUACUACAAGAGCAGAUUUAGCAGACUAUGUGCAACGCUUACGAUACAAAACUUAUUUCUGGAAGCAUUGCAUAUCGUAAUUGGUGGUAUCUUGGUCUGGUUGCACUUGUCACUGAAAGGAGGAAAAUACAGUUCUUCGAUUACAGAUUGCAAUAUCACAUAUGGAACAUGCUUGGUAGAGGAGUACUAUUUCUUGUUAUUCAGUGGCUUGUGGAGUGGCUUGUAUUUUUCUGUUAAGAACAAAGACUUUGCUGGGAAAUAUUUUCCAUUUCCCAUUACAGCGCAGUCCAAGUUUCUGCGUCUGAAGCAAAGAAUUUAUGCUAUACUGCCGAAGUUGAUGGUUUCCUCUAUGUGGUCGACUAUAUAUUACACAACUGUUUAUUAUUUUCUGGGAUCUUACUGCCGUGCGGCAUUAUUGUCAGUGAUUUUUGUGCAAACAGAAGUGGAACCUUUAGAUACUGUGUCCAGAUUGCUAAAUCUGACAUUGAUAUCACAAUUAUGGCUUCAUCAAUUUAUAUUUAUACUGACGAUAAGCAGCAUCUACUUGUUAUUCGAAGUAUACUUGACUGAAUGGGUUCCAUUUAAAUUCGAUUACAGUGGUGCGUACAGUAUAGAUUCUACAGAAUUAACUCUCAUCGCUACAUUAUCAAUGGAUAAAAUACCGAUAAUGCAACACCUGGGUUACUUGGAUCUAGUUACCUUAGCUCAAAAAGAAAAAAUGAGAAGAGAUGUGUUGUUUACACUCAGUCAACCAGGUGGUCAUCCGUACAACUGGAAUUGUGUAGUAGAAAAAUGCACAAAUCUUCUUAAGAAAUUUUCAUCCGAUCUCAAUGGUAUAAUGAUAAAACCUCAAGACCAACCAUUCUGCUAUGGUACAAGUGUAUUGAAAGGAACGAUUGCACCUGCUCGACAAAAGGAUUAUGCAUAUCACAUGCGGAAAUUAAUACCCGACAUAGCACCAACGAUAGUAGCAGAAACAGAUACAAAGGAAGCUCCUUAUAGCGGUUCAUCUGUUCAAAAGUUCAUUAAACAAAAACGAGAUGCUUUUGUAAUCUAUUUGUUUUCCAAGCCACUUAUUAAUUACAUCUUUGGCGAACAAGAUGAUAAUAAAAUUCGUUAUGUUUUACUCAAUGGACAACCGGUUAUUUGGGCUGCCGAGGCUAUUUCAUCUUUAACGGUGUUUUCGUUGAGCGAAGAUUCUUACGGCAUUGUACAAAAAGAUGUACCAAUCAUCAUCAAUAGUCUGUUGUCAGUGAAACAGGCUCUGGAUAAACUGCAAAAGUCAACUAUAUUAGUAAGGAAAGUGCAAAUGGACGAUAAAUUGAGUAGGGAAAUUUUUGCCUCUUUACGAAGUGCGAUCAAGCGUAGUCUGUAUAGAAUUGUUACAAACUUUGAACCAUAUAUUAAUGAUUUAUCACUUGAACCUAUGAUAAUAGAACAACUGCAAAGCUUUCUUAAUUACAGGGAAUAGUUUGGAAAUAAUAAUAAUAUGGCAAAGUGUUCUUAUAUCAAAUGAUAGACGUGCCAAAAAAAAAAAACGCUCGUCAAGUUGCAUGAAAGAGAGAUUACUUCUUACUAAUGACAACUUUCUACUUCAAAUUACACAUUUACAUACAUUAAACACAAAUCAUAUUUUAUACUUUAAUAUUCACGAGAGAAAAUAAAACAUUGUAUUAAAAAGAAAAAAGAUAUGCUUAAAAAUAUCUGUAUUGAAAUGUGAUGUUGAAGAAAUUUUAGUUUAUUAAGGUAUUUAUAUGAAAAGAGAAAUGCGACGGCAAAAGUAUCACGAUGUUUCCAGUAUCAAUUUAUAAUAUAUAUUUUUUUGAAUAAGCGAAUAAAUCGAUUUUUUUUCGACAAACCUAAAAAUCUGUACUAUAUGUUAAU
Molecule: messenger RNA, 2473 nt
Organism: Linepithema humile (Argentine ant)
Lineage: Eukaryota; Metazoa; Arthropoda; Insecta; Hymenoptera; Formicidae
Gene: Ndc1
Product: Nuclear division cycle 1
Biological process (GO): nuclear pore organization
Cellular component (GO): nuclear pore transmembrane ring
Molecular function (GO): protein-macromolecule adaptor activity
Source: RefSeq, a predicted model, not a curated record